This is a messenger RNA of Gadus morhua (Atlantic cod), 2591 nucleotides long. It is a transcript of the gene b3galt4, whose product is annotated as UDP-Gal:betaGlcNAc beta 1,3-galactosyltransferase, polypeptide 4. Gene Ontology annotation, cellular component: Golgi membrane. Gene Ontology annotation, molecular function: hexosyltransferase activity. The transcript has a single exon. Lineage: Eukaryota; Metazoa; Chordata; Actinopteri; Gadiformes; Gadidae. Bases 441 to 1562 code for a protein of 373 amino acids. The record is from RefSeq and is a predicted model, not a curated record. Gene Ontology annotation, biological process: protein O-linked glycosylation.
UCUUGUAGGCUGCGAGCGUGACUAACUCUGAUAGGCUACCGCUUUUGACCUAAAUAAAAUAAAUAAAUUAUCCAUUGCUCUAUUUCUACAGCAUAGUCGGUUCUUUUGUCAAUAUUCAGCCUAUUCAAAUGCCAGAGUGAAACUAAUGGCAUAGGCUAUAGCUUGGGGCGGCCACAUCCAUUUUUUCGACUGUUUAUUGCCUUGUUUUAUUGCACUUCUGCACAGUGAUGCAGCAGCAGGAGACGCAGCAGUGCGCCCGCUACCACCACCGUCCUCUUCUCUUUAAAGGGUAACCAAACGCUGCAAUGCAGAGACACGAGGGGGGGACGAUUGAACAUUAGCGUUGUAUUUGCGUGCACCGGACCGAGAGGGAGGCUGAGCUCCGUCCACAACGUCUUCUCUGGAGCCCUGCCUCGCAUCGUGGAGUUCGCCGGGCAGUCAUGGUCGGACGGGGGCUUUGGAUGUUCAGGUUCACGCGAUUUGGGAAACGAUGGAGCAGGUUUGGGAUUUUGCCUUUCAUCUGUUUGGCGCUAGUGGUGUGCGCCCUCGUCGCUCUGCUCUUCGUCGAUUCCAUCGAGUCAUGGGUCACCUCCAUGAACAUGGACACAUUGGUGGAGGCAUCGCAGGGCAGGAUUAUCCCGCCCAAGAGCGUCCCCCCGACCAGACCAGAGGAGUUCCUGCUCAUGCCGAGUCCCCUCGUCUGCCAACGUGCGAAACCAUACCUUAUAACCAUAGUGGCCUCUGCGCCCAGGAAUCAGCAAGCCCGCCAGGCCAUCAGGGACACCUGGGGUGGGGAGGUCGAGGUGAGAGGCCUCCGGGUGAUGACCCUGUUUAUUGUGGGUGUGGUUCUGGACCGGGGACUGGCUAAGCUGUUGGUGGAGGAGGCACGGCUAAGAGGAGACCUGAUCCAGGGGCGCUUCGAGGACACGUAUUCCAACCUCACCCUGAAGACCCUGUCGAUGCUGGGAUGGGCACGCCGGUUCUGCCCCCAGGCUCACUUCAUGGCCAAAGUGGAUGACGACGUGUUGUUCAAUCCGAGCGCACUUCUUCACUACCUUAACAGGAGCCGCAAUCCGUACGAACAAGGAGACCUCUACCUAGGCCGGGUGCAUCUCCAUGUGGCUCCGGACAGGGACCCGGACAGCAAGCACUAUCUCCCCGCCGGAGCAUACCCUCCCCCCGUCUUUCCAGACUACUGCAGCGGAACGGCAUACGUACUAUCCCGCUCCGCGCUCCUCAAAGUGUCCCUGGCAGCCGCCGCCUCCCCCCUGUCCACGCCUCUGCCACCCGAGGACGUGUUCGUGGGGCUGUGUGCCCGUACCGCCGGGGUGCUGCCCUCCCAUUGUCCUCUCUUCUCGGGCGGACCGGCAGUCCCCUACGGCCGGUGCUGUUACCAGACCAUGGUGUCCGUCCACCACAUCGCACCGAGGGAGAUGCUGGGUUACUGGGCGGACAUCCAUUCGCCAAACCCCUGCUCUUGGAUAAGUGUGCGCGCCUCUCUGGGGGUCUGCAAACUCCGGGCCCUGAUUGGGAACGCUUUGGGCAUCGAGCAGGGGCUGUGAACGUGUGACUUGGGAGAGAAUUGCGUAGAAUACAUGUUGGAUGCAGGGCUUUAUCUCGCGUAGGCCUACUGUGAAUAGCACAACCAAAUAUUUGGCUGCCAAAAUAAAGUAGGCCUACUUACUGCACUAAGAAAAUCAAACUUUAUUUUUUAUAACUUGAAUUGCAAAAAUAAAUUAACUUUAACCGCAGCCUAUUUUUUUUUGGCGGUGUUCUAUCUCGUCCGGCUAAACUAAGUAGUGUAGUUUUAGACACAAGCUUGUUGGCACUGAUCAGUGUAGCUUCAAACUCCAUAGCCUACCAUAGAUUUCGAAACAGUAGGCCUGACAACAUGCAGACAGAAGCAGGGGAAAGUGAGCCGUUCUUGUGAUCAAUGCAAUAUAAAGAGCUCAUAGCUUCAAAACGUGUGCUACUUCACAGGUUCAGUAGUAUCUUUUAACUGCUUAAAACACGUAUAAGGAGAUAAGUCUUAUCUAUUAUCACAAAUGCAUGCAGACACAGCAAGCCCCACUCAAUAUACCUCUAUAUUUAGUCACAUCUAGAAGGCAGGGCAUCGACGCAAUUAAGAUUAUUUCCCUUAUUACUUAGCCUAUUUGAAUGCCAAAAUAAAAUUGGGUAGUGACGGUGUCAUAAAACUUGCCUACAUGAUAGGCAAUUUCCUUAUAGUAGGCCUAUGAAACACGGAAAGUCCUAGUCAAUGCAUGAAAAGGUGUUUAUUUGGAGGGGAAAUGGUUAAGAAUUAACCGCCGGUCUUGUUCAAUCUCGACUUUGAAGAACGUAUUUGUAUUUAAUAUUAUUUCCAGACUAAUUGUUUAAUUCCGUUUUGGUAUUGCAGAAGAAUUGAGUCACUAAAAACCCUCAGGAAUUGAAGGCCCUCAAUAACCAUGUUCUCUUUCGCUGUACUUGAAAGUGCUUUUAAAAACAGGUUCGCUGAAUAACUUGAACCUGCCUGUACAAGAAGUUCUUGCUUCAUGAGAAUCUUUUAAUUAUCUGCAUCAUAAUCACAAUGUUAUCAAAAAAAAAAAAAAAAG